AUUUUACUACGUCUAGAUUUCUCCUAAAUUCACCAAACGUUAGUAUUAAAUAGCCUAAUGCCUUUUUUGCACAUCUACACAUAAAAAAAAUCAGAAACAUUGUAAUAAGAAUUGUCUUAAUGUAAGUAAUCAACUGGCUAAGUUUCAUGGCAAUAUCUAUUAGUUCAACUUUUUACCCCAUUUACCUGUAGUGCAUCCCCUUAAAGUGUUAAGCAGCUUCUCUUUGCUGCUUAUAGCCGACAUGAAUGGAGACAACGUGACGUCGUGACUGUGACUCUGUUCGGGGUGGGGGAGCAUAGCAACCUCAGCCUCCUCUCCUGCACGGAAUCUGUCAGAGGCGGGGGGCACCAUGAGGGCCUAUUAUGAUGCACAAAUCUAACUGCCUUGCAGUGUAUAAAUUGCAUUUGUGUUGUCUGAUGAAUACAUCUGGCUUGAUCCUUUCCAUAAUGAAGGCUAAUUAGUUUAUGCUGCAGCAUUCAUGGCUGUCUUUGAUAGGUCUGCCAGAUGUAUCAAGGACUGGUAGCAGGCCAAAGAGAGACAGCCUUAUUCAGCUGAAAGCCUCUCUCUGCAGUCUCCCAGCUGCUGCUGCUGCUCCAGAGCCAGAGUGGAGAGUCCCCUCGCCCCCCUGCACAGACAGAGACAAAAGGCCUGAUUCGCCUGCUGAACACUGCCCCCUUUCUCUGUCCGUCCCUUCAUGAACGGCCGUAGUGAUGGUGGUGGUGGCGGGGGCUUUAGGAGAAAACGAGGCCCGGACUGGGACUAAUAUCUAGGACUGACCCAGUGAAGGAGAGUGGAAGAGGGGGAGGGGAGGAGGAGGAUGGGGACUGGAAUGGUUGGGGCUGAGUAAAGGCAGGUGCUGAGGCCUCUACAGGAAGACUUUUUUUUCCUGAAUAUCUCUAAGAGUGGAAAAUAAUUUGACAAGGGUAUGCCACAUUUACCUUUAUAUAUGCAUGAACGUGCAUGUUUAUGUGUGUCUCUGUGGUGGCAUAUGUGGGCAGGGGUGACGUGUUUGAUGGAAAGCAUGGUGCAUGUAUAGCUUGUGUGUGCCCAUGUCAGAUUGUCUGUCCUGUACAUGGGUGUAAUGCUGCUGCGGGCUGCAUGAAAGAUUUUAGUUUUCGGAUACUAGACUAGACUACCAGUGUAUCUGGGAUGAGAGCACUGGGGGAUAAAUAGGCCAAGGUACCAGACUGAGCUUCUACUACCAUCAUGGUUACCUAAAUAUGCUCCUUCCUUUCAAUGUGUUAGUUGAAAAAGUUGAAUCUCAGUUCCUGUUAUCAGCCACCAUUUGUACAUUAUUUUGUUUUAAAUAAUACCUAUUUUGUUGUUCACAUUGUAUGAUUUUUCUCAUUUUCUUUACUGUUGUCCUGUUUUUAUAUGUCAUGGUAACUGUGCUAACCCAAACACCAUCUUUGUUGUGCAUUUUCUGGACUUAUUCUAUGGUAGUGCAACCAACCAGAGAAGUUAAUCUCCUUUAAACAUGUUGCCACCUGUCUAUUAAAUGUUGUGUUCUUUUUUGACUAAAUGUAUGACAAUAUACUGUACAUUUAGUUUGGUGAAAAAUGUUGCAGUGUUUCCAGGUAGGUGGGCACAAUGCUUCUGCCUGUGUGUUUCUGAGGCCGUACUGCAGCGCAGGGCUUUAUGUUGGGUGACCGGAACCAGAUGAAACCGGUUUGAGGCAGACAGAGGGCUGACAGGAACAAUGCCGUCCCUGUGCUCCAGAGGGAUAGAGAUAGCCCAAGCUACUCCAUGGCAGCCCUUCACAUCUUAGCCACCGGCUACCAUGGAACAGGCAGAGACCAUGCCUCUGCUGUUGCUCGCUGCUGGCUGGAUGUCGGUGUGCUACGCAACGCGGCUCAUAGCGAGGGGGGCAGGGAGAUUUGGGAAGGGACGAGGGCAGGGGGACGUGGCUGGUUGGGAGUUCUGUGAAUCUGCAGCCUGGACCCACACACGCACACGCACACACACACACACACACACACACACACACACACACACACACACACACACACACACACACACACACACACACACACACAAGCAUGAUCCAUCUGUCUGUUGUAUGUCUAUGGGCUGCUAGUGGUGCAGAGAAUGACUAAGGAGGAUCCUUACCCAGGACCACCACCACUCACCAGAUCCAUGGAUGUAACCUGACCCUGUAUUCUGGGCCUUUGCAUGGUCGGGAAGAAGCAGGACUUUUUUUUUCUCCUCCAGGCAGGGUGGGGUGGUUGGCUUUUUGAGGGUUAGUAUUGUUGUGACUGUUUGUUGCAGGAUGGAAGGAAGAAGGGAAAGGUUUGGCUAGUGGCUGGAGAGGGACGGAAGCAAGAGGGUGAUCCCCUCAUCAGAAUAGGAGCAGGACCAUGGGAGAUAUGAAAACGCCAGACUUCGAUGACCUGCUGGCGGCCUUCGACAUCCCCGACAUGGUGGAUCCUAAAGCUGCUAUUGAAUCUGGCCCCAACAAUGACCAUGAUGGACAGGUCAAGCAACCUAGUGGUCGGGUGACUACCAAUGAAGAGGAGUCCCACAACCCCUCAACAGGACAAGACAUUGGCGUUAGUGUCAUUGUCAAGAACAUCCGAAACACAGACACUAGUAAGCAUGGUGAAAUCAUAUCAGAGGAGGAUGGUCAUUUCCACCCCCAACCCAAUUCUGGUGGCACUGGAAAUGGACUUCAUAAUGGCUUCUUGAAGAAUGGAUGGAUAGCUCCCAGGGAGAAAAAACAGCCAGUUAACAAUGAAUCACCUACCUUCAAUCAGUUCAGCCCCAUUUCCAGUGCUGAAGAGUUCGAUGAUGAUGAUAAAAUAUAUACUCAAUCAAGUUUCCAUGAGGGGGAACAUCUAAAGGGAACUGUACCCAAGUAUCAAGGUCUGGAGUGCAAUGAGGCUGAAGAGCCAAUGGGGCUUGUAAAUGUGUCCAGUAUGUCUCAAGUCAAAGCCAAGUCCUCUGCAAAACUUUCAUCUUGUAUAGCAGCCAUUGCAGCCCUGAGUGCCAAAAAGGCUUAUGCUACAGACUUGGUUUUUUUGGAUUGUCCUACAACACAAAAAGAAGCCACUCCGAUUAAUAAAAAUCCAAGAGCUCCAGAGAAGCCACAUGAGCAGGAGUCAGCCCUAGAAUUUGCAAAGAGGCUGCUAACAAAACAACCAGACAGCCCCUCUAGUGUCAUCAGUGAGGGUAGCAGCAAAGAUUCCCCUGCCUCAAGCACAGACACCCCGGUCAUCCCAAAAGUCAGGAUCAAAACAAUCAAGACGUCUUCCGGCCAGAUCAAGCGUACCGUCACCCGAGUUGUACCAGAGUUUGAUCCUGAAGGUCUGAAAAAAGACGAGAAUAGCCUUCUUGUCAUUGCAACCACCAGUGCAAAUUCCUCAUCUCCUACCACAGUAUUAGCCACCACUGGAGGCCCUUCAAUUGAAAUAGCCAAGCAAAUGACUAUUAAACCAGUGGCGACAGCUUUCCUGCCCGUCUCAGCAGUCAAGACAGCCGGUUCCAAGGUCAUCAACCUGAAGCUAGCUAACAACACCACAGUCAAAGCAACAGUCAUCCCCGCUGCGUCAGUGCAGAGUGCCAGCAGUGCCAUCUUGAAAGCUGCUAAUGCCAUCCAGCAACAGACUGUCAUGGUACCUGCCUCCAGUCUGGCUAAUCCCAAACUUGUGCCAAAGACUGUCCAUUUUAGUAAGCUCAAUCUUCAGCCUCAGACUGUAUCCUCUGCUGUCUGUGAUCUCAAACAAGCCCUGUCCUCCUCAAGACAUCCACAGCAAGUCAAACAGCAUACAAAUAUGGCUGGCCGGACCUCAAAAAAAGUCUCUAGGAUUCAAGUGUUCACCAGCUCUCAAAGCUCUGUAGUGGAUGCCUUCAACAAAGUCCUGAGUAGCAUAAAUCCUGUCCCUGUGUAUGUCCCGAACCUCUCUCCGCCAUCCUCAGCUUGUAUCUCGCUACCCUCACGUGGCUACAAGUGCAUGGAGUGUGGAGAUUCAUUUGCUCUUGAGAGAAGCUUGACACAUCACUACGAACGUCGUAGUGUGCGGAUCGAGGUCACCUGUAACCACUGUGCCAAAAGUCUAGUGUUCUACAACAAAUGCAGCCUCUUGUCUCAUGCCAGGGGCCACAAGGACAAAGGGGUUGUCAUGCAGUGCUCACAUCUAAUCCUAAAACCCAUCCCUGCAGAUCAGAUGAUAACCACAUCACCCUCAUCAGGCCCACCCAACAUUACUGGCACCACUCCCAACCCCCAAGCACAAACAUCCACAAGUCAAAUCUCAGGGAGAGUUACUGGUGGAGGGUCCCAAAGUACAGUGAUUUCAGCUCCAUGCAGUGCUUCUCUUGUGGCAGCCAUGCCGUUAGAGUAUGAUGCAUCGAAGCUCUGCAGGCACAGUCUAAAGUGCUUGGAGUGUAACAAAAUGUUUCAGGAUGACAGCUCGCUAGCUAUGCACUACCAACAGGCACCAGAGUCCAGUGGGCAGAAAACAUGCUCCAUCUGCCAAAUGCUUCUCCCAAAUCAGUGCAGCUUUCUGUCACACCAGCGAAUCCACCAGCACAAGUCUCCUUACAUCUGCCCUGAGUGUGGUGCCAGCUGCCGAUCUGUCCACUUCCAAUCACAUGUCACCAAGAACUGCCUGCAUUACACCCGUAGAGUCGGCUACCGCUGUAUCCACUGUAGUGUGAUAUUCGCUGAUGUAGCAACUCUAAAAUCCCACAUCCAGAGUUCUCACUGCGAGAUCUUCUAUAAAUGUCCUCUCUGCCCCAUGGCCUUCAAGUCUGCGCCUGCAACCCAAUCCCAUGCGAACACACAGCAUCCAGGAAUAAAGGCAGGAGAGCCCAAGGUGAUCUAUAAGUGUUCCAUGUGUGAUACCGUGUUCACUUUGCAGUCCCUGCUCUACACUCACUUCGACCAGCACAUCGUAAAUCAUAAAGUUUCAGUUUUCAAAUGCCCCGACUGCUCCAUGCACUACGCACAGAAACAGCUCAUGUUGGACCAUAUCAAGGCCAUCCAUGGAACCCUGAAGACCAUCGAGGGUCCACCAAACCUGGGCAUACACCUCCCCCUCAGCACCAAGCCCACUAACUCUAAUAGUGCCAACAGCAACAGCCCUAGUAAUAAUAAUAAUAAUAAAAAAGAUAGAGGAAAUGUCAGUGGUCAAGACAAGGGAGAAAAGAGGCGUUCAGCUUCACCUAUGAAGAAAACAAACCGUAAUUGCUCAGCGGAUCUCAAGAACCCUCCCGGCUCAGGAUAUACAUGUAGAGAGUGCAGCAGCCUCUUCAGUUCCAGGGAGGACUUUGUGGCUCACAUGAGGCGCGAACAUGGCAAGAUACUGAAGAAACACCCAUGUCGGCAGUGCGACAAGUCGUUCAGCUCCUCCCACAGUCUUUGCCGACACAACCGUCUCAAACACAAGGGACUGCGGAAGGUCUACACCUGCCCGCACUGCCCAGCUCUCAGUCAACCGUUCACAAAAAGAAUGCUGCUGGAUCAGCACAUUCAUCUAAUGCAUAAAGUCAAAGACCCAGAGGGGAAGGCGGUCAACUCUGAUAAUAUCGAGGCUUUACCUGACAAAGAAACGACCUUCAGCCCCAAAAGGAAGCCAGAAGAGGAUGAGGGGUCUCCAGGAUUGAACUGCAGAGGCUCUGACUCACAGCCGUUGAAGAGGCUCAAGGUGAACAUCCUUAAAGUUCACAAGUGUGCCGUCUGUGGCUUCACCACUGAGGACAUUGGGGCUUUCCAUGAGCACAUUCCCCAGCACAAGUCCGAUGGCUCGUCCUACCAGUGUCAGGAGUGCGGCCUGUGUUACACCUCCCACCGCUCGCUGGCCCGACACCUUUUUAUCGUCCAUCGGCUGAAGGAGCCGCAGGGCCUCGCCCGAUACAACGCACGGGGCAAGGACGACGAUGAGAGUCAGAGAGAGAACCAGCUGAAUGACGGGACCCCAAAUACCAAAUGCAAAGUGUGCGGGAAGAUGUUUGAAACGGAGGGAAACCUGAAUACCCACAUGAGGACACAUGGGAUGGCGUUCAUAAAGUCUAAGAGACUGAGCGCCGCUGAGAAGUGACACUUUUAAACCAUUCCAUUUAAAGCACUGUAGUUUAAAACUUACAGUUUGUUAGCGUGCUGCAGACAACCUUCAGUAUAUUACAGUAUGCUGUAUACACAAUGUUCAUGUAAGGUACAAUACAGUAUACACACACAGAUAUGUAUUAUAUAUACAGUGUGUGUGUAUAUUAUAAAUAUAAAUGUCAUAGUCACUUUGUGUCUUUAAGUAAAUUGAACCAGAUAGUUUUUGUACACACAUAGAUGUUUCUAUAGGCUUUGAAUAUAUCUUUUUUAUAGAAAGAGCUUUUUAAUUUUAAACGGUUUCCAUUAUUCUCACUAGGGCUAGAUCAUGUAUGGAUAUAUUGUUGUAAUGAGAUUAAUCCUCAUACAGUCAGCAGUGUUCUGAAUUUGCAAUGCUGCUAAUGUCAAAUGAAUGUCUGAAAGAAAAAUAUACAUAUAACUUUUGGGAGCCUAAGGUUUCCCCAGUACAGUACAUAUUAUCCCCAGCUAAGGUCUUUUUUAAUUUCAUGGAUAACUUGCCUCAUAUUUCUCUCUGAGCUCUCCUCUGCUUCUACAAUGGUCUGGUCUCCUCCUAAUACAUCCUCAAACUAUUGAUCCUAAAACAAAAUCUCUGCAUUCAUUUUGAGAUGAAAUGAAGUGAAAAAUCAGAAGAUAUCAGACAAAGGUAAAGCCUAUUUUCAGCUGCAGCUUCAUACCACUGUGUCAAAUUAUUAUUUACAUAUCAAAUACAUACACAACAAUUUUUUACAUCAGAAACAGUCUUUUAAAGACAAAUAUAUGGGCCAAAUUUGUGUCAUGGCAGUUCUUUGUGAUUACAAGUCACAGUAAAGGUUUACCUAAAUAUUUAAAAUAAGAUAAAAAGCACUUGCCUUUCUUUUAACAGCAGUCUUCUUUACAUCGUAAGUAAUAACAUUUACAUAACAUUUUAAGUUUCUUGCUUGUUUCUUCAGUUUUAGUUCUUUGGUUUAAUGUGAAAUCAUGAGUGUUCAUUGACAGGAAUAACUGAGAAAAUCUAACCUGAAGAAAAUGUAAACUUGGAAAUGGAAUUAUUGAUAGAAGAUAACCAGAUCAAUUAAAUGAGAAAUAAUUGAAAGUUGUAAGAAUCACAAUAUUGUUUUCCAUUGCUUUCUUUGUUCCAAGCAUUUCCAAAAAAAACAGACAGUAGAUUUUUCUACUCUGACAAUAAGACUUUAACUGUCCGGCGCUGUAAAACUGCAUGUAAGAAGCAGUCUGUGAAUUGUUUGUUGAUUAGAAUGUAUCUUGCUACUGCUGUUUUAGACAUUUCUGAUGCCUGUGUACAAAUCUGUUCUUUAUGUCAAUAAACAAAGUCACCUUCUAGCGGCAAGAUCUGAUGUCGACUGCACAUGAGACAUCAGCUCUUCUCUGUGGAAAUAUA
Molecule: messenger RNA, 7436 nt
Organism: Perca fluviatilis (European perch)
Lineage: Eukaryota; Metazoa; Chordata; Actinopteri; Perciformes; Percidae
Gene: znf532
Product: zinc finger protein 532
Source: RefSeq, a predicted model, not a curated record